Ornithodoros turicata is the source of this 1587-nucleotide messenger RNA. RefSeq lists its product as uncharacterized. Bases 156 to 1409 code for a protein of 417 amino acids. The transcript has 9 exons. NCBI's taxonomy places the organism in Eukaryota, Metazoa, Arthropoda, Arachnida, Ixodida, Argasidae. The record is from RefSeq and is a predicted model, not a curated record.
UAGCUGACGCACGGGAGCGGUUUCCAGGGCAUCCGCAACUCUUCCGCUCUGUGUCAGACGAGGAUCCACAAGGAUGCAGAUUUCCUUUGAGUCUCGCGGCGUCCGACCACUGACUGUCAGCCGGCACGAUAUACAAGAGGGAUUACGAUUUCAACAUGGACAAGUUACUCUUCUGCCUCGCCAUCUGCUGUGCAGUGAGCUGCGUGAGUUGUCAAGACGGCGUUGACUUGUGUAAUGAAUCACUGGACCAGUGCUACGACGAGGAGGUCCGUGGAAUUUUAGGUGAUAUUCAAGAGCGGUUUCACUCCAAUAUAGGUGCACUGUGUAGCGAUCUCAGAAAUGCGACCCUGUCGCGCUGCGCGAGCACAGAAGCGACCUGCGGGGCCCCAAAUCCUUGGAAAUAUCCCGUCGGGCUCGUUAUUGGGUCCCUGUGCACCGACGACAACAUCCGACAAUUUUCGUCGCCCUUGGUGCCAGCCGACCAAUGCUUCCACAUCAAUUAUACGUUUGCCUGCAUUGCGAAGCACGUCAACAAUUACAACUCCCUCACAGAGUACAUCAGAUCUCACAAAAACAACGAGACCUGCAGGCGUCUCGUGAAAUCCGUGACCGACUGCGUCACGGCCACCUUCACUGCCUGCCCCAACCCGAAUAAGUUGAAGCCAAUGUACAAGGCUUUACUUACACUUGCACAUCACACCCUCACCGUCACAGGAUGCGACGUCCAGGGUGUAAGUAGCGGGGCUGAUACCGAUACAAUUGCCCGAGAGAGCGAGUGCAACAUUCAGAUGACCUGGAUGCAAAGCUGCGUGAAGAGCAUCAUCAACCCAACCACGGUGGCACACCAUCUUCUCGAAAAAGCGUACUUGACGUAUGAUGGCAGCGACCAGGACUUCUGCAAAGACUACAAGGACAUCCUGGACUGCAAAAAGAAUCUAACAACUGGGCACUGCUAUUCGGAGGGUACACGUGCCGCCCUUGCAAAGAAUAUUUACGCGUUCUCAAUGGCGCGCGAUUUUCUCUGUGAUAAUAAGGCCGAAAACCUGAAAGCCUUUAAAGAUGCGCUGAGGACGCACAACUGUCAUUUCAACGACGAUGUGCUCGAAGGUUGUGCAACCGAGUUUGUCGAUGCGGUCACUACAAUGGAGGCGUCUGAACACAAUGCGACCAGAGCCUUCCAUGCUCAACUACUCUGCAUGAAAAAAGAGUUCGAAACUUGUAAGGCUGCUCCAUUCCACAACAUAUCUAUGUCAUUUGCGAACGCUGCCAGAGCUGCCUUCACUUCAGCAAUGACCAAGACUAUAACAAUGACCAACACUACAGCUUCCGACGCCGCCAUGCAGCAAAUGUCCAUAUAUCCUGUGAUCACGUUGCUUGCAGCGACAGGACUGUCGAUCUUGCGAUUCUAGUUCGUGUGUGUUUGUCGAGAUCCUAUAGGCUAGUGGGACCGUGCGCAACAUACAUUUUCAUGGCGACAUCCUCCCUCAGACACUCCUCCUUUCACUGACUUUGGCUUCUAGCUAGACUGUGGGAUCUCUGUAUGCGUUGCUGUGAAUAGGUUCAUCGAAAUAAAAGUUAUAAAAAUUA